This is a messenger RNA of Lingula anatina, 539 nucleotides long. RefSeq lists its product as uncharacterized. Gene Ontology annotation, molecular function: protein binding; metal ion binding. Lineage: Eukaryota; Metazoa; Brachiopoda; Lingulata; Lingulida; Lingulidae. The record is from RefSeq and is a predicted model, not a curated record.
CACAACCUUUCAACAUGGUGGGCGUGUUGUUUUGCCUGCCUGUUUAGAGUCAUGAGAAUAACCAAACUGCUAUAAUGGCAUGUAUUGAAAGGAUCAAAAUAGAAGGCGAAGAUGUGAUACCUGCUCAAGUUGAGGGACUUGUCGACGUCUUUGCAGCCAAUAAUUUUGUAUUUUCAAAAGCUCGUUGGGUAGAAGACAAUGAGGUGAGCGCUUGCAAAAUAUGCUCCAACAAGUUCAAUCAGCUCCGUAGAAAGCACCACUGUAGACAGUGCGGGCGUGUCUUGUGUAGCAAGUGCUGUAGCCAAAAGGUUCCCCUCCCCCAGCUUGGCCUCCCUGACCCAGAACGUGUCUGUGAAGUAUGUAAACCUGUGACAGAGUGUAUUACCAAAUCAAGGUCAUCACAUCAGUCAUUCCAGUUAGAAGCUGUGCAGGGAUUGACAGAGUUGGUUAUGGAUUCAGCAGGAAUGAAAAAAGUAAUUGAGUUGGGAGGCCUUCAGACAUUGGUCUUCCUAUCAAAACAGGAGAAUGAGCAAAUACGG